This is a messenger RNA of Salvia splendens (bonfire salvia), 2884 nucleotides long. RefSeq names its product proline-rich receptor-like protein kinase PERK3. Gene Ontology annotation, molecular function: ATP binding; protein kinase activity. NCBI's taxonomy places the organism in Eukaryota, Viridiplantae, Streptophyta, Magnoliopsida, Lamiales, Lamiaceae. The coding region runs from base 361 to 2571 and encodes 736 amino acids. Gene Ontology annotation, biological process: protein phosphorylation. The record is from RefSeq and is a predicted model, not a curated record. The transcript has 8 exons.
UACUACUCGUAUCGGAGCUCCACCUUACCGUGCGCUCAUCCUCAACAGAUUUUUUAUUACUGAUAUCUGAGUGAAGCCGACGGAAGAUACACGCGCGCCACAAUCAUUACAUAUACUCGAAUUAUUCUCCGAUUUUCUCUCUCUAGUAUUCCCUUUCACUCUCUGUCUCCGCCUUUACCUUUUUACCGGUUUCGUGUGUUUGGAGGCCAAGGAUGGGGAGCUCACUGAGUUACGAGUUCGGACUGAGUUUGUGGCGAGCUUCUCGGCUGUUCGAUGUUCACUCGGUGGGCGGAGGCUGCGGAUUUUGCUCGUAGUUUGACUCUGGCUUUGUAGAUCUGAGCGGUUCGGAUUUUGUCUGUGAUGUUGCAGUUAGAUAAUUUGCGGUUUUUCGCCCGGGGCGGCGGGUUGCUUUUGGAAGCUCGUUGUCGUCGGUGUCUCCUAAAACAGUUGCUUCUUUUCUGUUAUUUAUUAUCCUUCACUGAUGCUAAUGUGCGUCACAAAAUGUUGAAAAGAGAAGCUUUAUCACCAGCUACCACAUUUUUUGAUGCCCGUGCAAUGGCAGAACUGCCUCUACCAGACAACAAUCUGCUUUCGUCGCCCAAACACCACCAUAAUCGUUUGAGCCCUCAUGGUGCACCUGCUCAACCUCCUAAUUUUGGCCAUUUUGAGAUUUCUACCCCUCCUUCUAGCUCCGGUUUGUCCAGACCUUCGAUGGAGAAGAGUGGAUCAGCGCCUCCGAGCAAUCCGCCUCCACAUGUUUCUGAGAUUGCGCCACCUCAACCUGAACCUAGCACUAUGCCUACUGGUUUAUCUCAGCCUCCAUUAUCUCCUAGCCUUUCUAGUUGUUGUGGACCAGACAUGGUACUCAAACGUGAGAGCCAGGGCUGCCAUUGUGUGUAUCCAAUAAAGCUUGAAAUUCUCCUCUUGAACGUUUCAUCCCAUCGAAAAUGGAAUCUUUUUCUUGAACAGUUUGCUUCGCAGCUUGGUCUAAGAGUGUCACAGAUUGAGCUCAUUAACUUUUAUAUUGUUGGAAUAUCUGGUCUUAAUAUAUCAAUGGAUAUUACCCCACAUACGGGUUUGAGUUUUUCUUCCAAAGAAGCUGCAGGAAUAAACUCUUCACUGUCAACGCACAGAAUCCGUCUUGAUCCUGCAGUAGUGAGUGACUAUAAGCUUCUCAACAUAACCUGGUUCAAGCCGCCCUUACUGCCUCAAGCUCCAAAUUCUGAUACAGCUCCAUCAGAAGCACCGCCCAACCUUCCAUCAAGUCCUUCUUCAGUUUCCCCUUCAAAGAAAGUUAAACAUCCAAGUUUGAUUCUUGUAAUUGGACUUGGAGCUGCAAUCCUGAUAAUUGCUGUGUUCGCUGUGGUUAUGCUUUGUUUCUGUGUAUCUCGUCAAGGGAAGCAUAUUGAACCUUUUUCCAAAGAAACUGCAAAACAAAGGACUGUGGGAACAGUUCCAGCAGUUGGAUCACUUCACCACCACCCAACCAGCACACGGUUUCUCACCUAUGAAGAACUGAAAGAGGCUACGAAUAACUUUGAAACAACUAAUAUUCUUGGUGAGGGAGGCUUUGGGAGAGUAUUUAAGGGUGUACUAAGUGAUGGAACUGCUGUUGCCAUAAAGAGACUAAGCAGUGGUGGACAGCAAGGGGAUAAAGAGUUCUUGGUUGAGGUUGAGAUGCUCAGUAGGCUGCAUCACCGUAACUUGGUGAAACUUGUCGGAUACUACAGCAACCGUGACUCCUCACAGAACCUACUUUGUUACGAGCUUGUUCCAAAUGGCAGUUUGGAGGCUUGGCUCCAUGGGCCAUUGGGACUAAACUGCCCUCUUGAUUGGGACACAAGAAUGAAAAUUGCUCUUGAUGCUGCCCGAGGACUUGCUUACCUGCAUGAGGACUCUCAACCUUGCGUCAUUCACAGAGAUUUUAAGGCGUCAAAUAUAUUGCUAGAGAACAACUUUCUUGCUAAAGUUUCAGAUUUUGGCCUUGCGAAACAGGCCCCUGAAGGCAGGGCAAACUACCUCUCAACCCGUGUUAUGGGAACUUUUGGAUAUGUCGCCCCUGAAUAUGCUAUGACCGGGCACCUACUGGUGAAGAGUGAUGUUUACAGUUAUGGUGUGGUACUUCUUGAGUUGUUGACUGGAAGAAAACCUGUAGAUAUGUCACAGCCUUCCGGCCAGGAGAACCUUGUCACCUGGGCUAGACCAAUAUUAAGAGAGAAGGAUCGACUGGAGGAACUUGCUGAUCCAAGACUCAGUGGGAAGUAUCCGAAGGAAGAUCUCUUCCGAGUGUGCACCAUUGCGGCAGCAUGUGUGGCCCCAGGCGCUAGCCAACGACCUACCAUGGGGGAAGUGGUGCAGUCUCUCAAAAUGGUGCAACGAGUUACAGAGUAUCAAGAUUCUGCAGUGGCACCCACUACUGCACCCAAUCUCAGGCAGUCGUCGACUACCUUCGAGUCAGACGGAACAUCAUCGAUUUUUUCUUCUGGUCCUUACUCCGGCUUUAGUGCCUUGGAUACUGAUCAUAUCAAUAAAACAGCCGUAUUUUCUGAAGAUCUCCAGGAAGGACGAUGAUCCCAUCUUUGGUUUUUCUUUCUUCUGGUCAAGUGUUUAUUUUGAUGCCAACGAAGCUUUUUGAUCAACCCCGUCUUGGCUUGCACUCGACAGCGAGGGUGGAUAAAAGAAGUUCUGCUGGCUUUGUCUUGGUUGGCAUAGGGAUGUGUGGUGAUAUCUAAGUAAAUUGUAGUCUUGGUUUUGUCCAUUCCAUGUAGAGAAAAGCUUGAGAUUAAGUUUCCCCAGUGUAGUAGUGCUUAUUCUCUGUAUGUUGAGAUGAGACAUUGUAUAUUAUAGUAUUAUUGAUUCGACUGUCAGCUGGUUUUUCACUGUA